Molecule: messenger RNA, 4874 nt
Organism: Delphinapterus leucas (beluga whale)
Lineage: Eukaryota; Metazoa; Chordata; Mammalia; Artiodactyla; Monodontidae
Source: RefSeq, a predicted model, not a curated record
CGGCAGGUGGGAUCUUCCCGGACCAGGGCUCAAACCCGUGUCCCCCGCGUUGGCAGGCGCAUUCUUAACCACUGUGCCACCAGGGAAGCCCAACAUACUUAGAUCUUGGUUUGCUUAAAUAGGCCACCACAGCAUUAGAGCCUCAUCGAUCUAAUGGCUUCCUUGUUUAAUUAAUUUAACACAACGCAAUUUUUCUCGUUGUAGGAAAGUCAGUUGUCUGCUAUAUGCAUUGGGGUUCAGUAGAGCCUUUUUUGUUUGUUUGUUUUUGGUGACAUGUCUGGCUUUGUGCAUCACCAUAUGAUCUUAUUUUCUACUAGGAAGCUUUUCAUACAUUUGAGUCCAAAUGAGGUCACUGAGUGAGCAUCCAUAGAGUCAAGAGUGAGAGAGUUUCCAGGGAAGUAUUCUAGGCCUCUUUAGGUCUGAUCUGCUUCAUGGUUUCUUAUUCAUGGUUUUACGUGUCCAUUACAGUUCCACUACCUGAUAAGGAGCCCAAGGCAAAUCAAUCAGGAAAUUCAAGUGUUCUUUUUUGUAAUAUUAAUCUCAGUUGACAUUAAUUAUGCUCAACGUUGUACCAAUUGCUUUUUGUAAUUAUUUAAGCCUCGCAGUAACUCCAGUGGAUUACAUACUACUGUCUCUAUUAUCAGAUGAUACAGAAAGGUUAAGUAAUCUACGCAGUAUCGCACAGUUACUUUGUAGCAAAAGCAGGAUGAGAAUCCGGAAAUGCUAACUCCAAAGGACUCACUCUGAGAAGCAGAACACUUGACUGGGCCUCAGCACCAGCUCACACCAUGUGGACCGCGGAUGAGAUUGCGCGGCUCUGUUAUGAGCACUAUGGGAGCAGGCUGCCCAAGCAAGGGAAGCCUGAGCCCAACCGCGAGUGGACGUUGCUGGCAGCCGUGGUGAAGAUACAACCUACAGCUGACCAGGCCUGCGACCGCCCUGACAGACCGGUGCAAGGAGACAUCCUCAAUGAUAGCCAUGCUGAGGUCAUAGCCAGAAGGAGCUUCCAAAGGUACCUUCUCCAUCAGCUCCACUUGGCAGCCACCCUGAAGGAGGAAUCCAUCUUUGUCCCAGGAACUCAGAGAGGACUGUGGAAACUCAGACCAGACCUCUUGUUUGUGUUUUUCUCCAGCCAUACACCCUGUGGGGAUGCCUCCAUCAUUCCAAUGCUUGAGUUUGAAGAUCAGCCUUGCUGUCCUGUCAGUAGAGAUUGGGCCAAUAAUCCAUCAGUAGAAGCUAGUGGUAACCUAGAAGCUCCUGAAGAUAAAAGGAAAUGUGAAGACUCAGAUAGUCCUGUGACCAAAAAGAUGAGGCUUGAGCCCAGGACUCCUGAUGGUAUGGCUCACCAUCAGAGUUUUGGCAACCAGGAAAGUGGCCCUAAUUCACCAGAUGUCAGCAGCUCUAAUCUCACUGCAGAGGAACUAGCCACUGUCACUGGAAUGGCCCCCGGUGGCGCCAAAGUGGUGGACGUUUAUAGAACUGGAGCCAAGUGUGUGCCUGGAGAAGCUGGAGACUCAGGGAAGCCUGGUGCUGCCUAUCACCGGGUGGGGCUGCUCCGAGUGAAGCCAGGCCGGGGGGACAGGACUUGCUCCAUGUCCUGCAGUGACAAGCUGGCACGGUGGAACGUCCUCGGAUGCCAGGGGGCACUGUUGAUGCACUUCCUAGAAGAGCCCAUCUACCUGUCAGCUGUGGUCAUUGGGAAGUGCCCAUACAGCCAGGAGGCCAUGCAGAGAGCACUGAUUGGGAGGUGUCAGAAUGUCUCAGCUUUACCUGAAGGCUUUGGAGUUCAAGAAGUGAAACUACAGCAGUCAGAUUUACUAUUUGAACAGAGCCGCUGUGCAGUAGAGGCAAAAAAGGCUGAGAACCAAGGCCGACUUGUUCCUUGUGGGGCAGCCAUCGGCUGGAGUGCAGUUCCUGAGCAGCCACUGGAUGUCACCGCCAAUGGCUUUCCGCAGGGAACAACAAAGAAAGGAAUCGGACGCCUUCAAGCCAGAUCCCGAAUCAGCAAAGUAGAGCUCUUUAGAUCAUUCCAGAAGCUGCUAAGCAGUAUUUCAGAGGACAAGUGGCCAGACUCCCUCAGAUAUGUGUAUGAUCUGAGCCGUGGGAGAUGGGUAGUUGGUAAUACAGAGUCACACGAGCCUAAGGGCAGAAUUGGGGCCUGGGCCAUUACAGGCCCUCCUCUUGUUCCACCUCCAGAUGGACAGCAUUGUGGAAAUGUGAGUGCUUGGGGAGCAAUAGAUUCUGUUGGGAAUAUCAUUCUCUUCUCUUUUUCUUUUGUUCACAUCACUGCUUGUGAACGGAAGCUCGAAGACUUAAAUUACUUUCCAAACAGGAAUGUAGAGAACUAUAAAACCACUGCUGGGGCAGGUGGGUGGGUGGAAUUCAGAUACUAACUACCCAGGGUUAGGCCAAAUUUCACAGGGUAGGGGCACAGUCCCCACAAACUGACCUCACUUCAGGACACCAGCCACAGCCACAUACUGGGGUGGGGGGGGGCAAAGCCACUUACACUUCUGACCAACUGACUACAAACUCAGGUUCCUACUUACCCCUCAGGUUCAGUAAUUCACUAGAAAAACGCACAGAAUUCAGGAAAGCACCAUACUUACAAUUACCUUUUAUUAUGAAGGAUACAAAUAAGGACCAGAUGAAAGAAGAGCCACAUAGGGCAAGGUCUCCAAGGGUCCCCAACCUGACACUUCUGUGUCCCCAGGAUGCAUCACCCUCCCAGCAUGUCACUGUCUGUCACCAACCAGGAAGCUGACCUGAGCUUCAGUGCUCAGCAUGUUUAGUGUCGUUUCAUCAAUAAGCAUGAUUAAUAGAAUUGUUGGCCACAUGAUGUGGUUGAACUCAGUCUCCACCUUCCAGUAUUCCCACCUCAGGAGGUCAGACUGAUAUCAGAUGGCUCAAAGCCCCAACUUUCUAAACUCAUGGUUGGUCUUUCUGGCAUGGCCAGCCCAUCCUGAAACUAUCUAGGGCCCACCAUGAGUCAUCUCGUUAAGCAAAAACUUAGGUGUGAUCUGAGGGGUCCACCAUGAAUAACAAAGACAUUCCUAUCGUUAGGGGAAUUCUAAGGGCUUAGAGGCUCCCUGCCAGGAACUGACAACAAAGAUCAGCCAAAUUCUUUUUUAUACAACAGUGGGGAAGCGAAGGCGUAGCUAUAUAUGCUUCCAUAUGAAGAGGCUACCACCUGUUUUCACCAUCAUGCAUCCUACAGUCAGUAUUGAUGCCCUCCCGUCAUCCAUGGUCAGUUUGCUUGUUUCUUGUCUGGAAGAAUGAAUCAGACUGGAACUGGGUGGGUUUCCAUACAUUCUGUGACUUAAAAACAAAUCUGGACUUAGGUAAGGAGAGACUUCAUUCAAAAGGAUUAUUGUAAUAAGAGAAAGGGCCUGUUACAAUAGGAGGAGGACUAACGCAAUAGCAAGGACACUGCAAUCUUAAGAUCUGUAAGCCUCUCGAAGAGCAGGUGCAAAGGAAUUUUCUUUUAUACGGAGAGAGAAGCAAAGUUAGACAGAGCUGGGAAUGGGGGAGUAGGACGAGCCGGUAGUGUGAUGGAACAAUUGAACAGGAAGUGUUGAUUCUCAGGAGGGGCUGUUAAAAGAAGGGCUUGUUACACAUGCUGAUGCUGGCUCAGGCUGAAAGUGGCUCAAAGUUCGGGGGUCUGGGGGAAGGAGAGAAGCAUAACUAAUAUUUGGUCAAAUUAGCAGGCAUGUGGUCGAGAUUUUGUCAGUGGGUACAAACAGUUCAGCUAAUCGUUAUGAGGCAAAGAAUGGGGUCUGUGUCUGGCCUUGUUAGAGGUAAACCAGGGGGGCAUUCAUGAGUCUGUCUAAGCCAUGAAGAAGGGUGGUUCUUUGCAGUCAGCCACUUCCCACAACACAGAAGUGUGGGAGGGAGAUUUUUUAACCAUAGCUUGUUUGGGGAACUAAGGGCUCAGGUAAAGUUUAACAUUGUCAUGUGUGUGGUUCCCAUCCAUUAACCACCAAAAAGCUAUGGGAAAUUGAUCAAACAACGAAAAUCAGUGUUUGCUACCAUUAGCAGCUUUAAUCUUUGCUGAAGUGAGUGAAGAAACAACUUGGGUCUCCUCAGAUCUUGGCAAAGAACGAAAGAGUAGAAGCAGGAUAAAACCUGAAUCAAUGAGACAUGAGGCUCAGUUUCUUCAGCUAUGAGAUGGCAAGGACAGAGCUCAAGGUCGGGGCUGAAUCGAGAAUAGGGCUCAGAGGAGCCUGACUCAAGUUUGAUCAAAGGAAAGAAUCUUUGUCACAAGAAAAUCUUUUGAUCUGGGAGUGAGUAUUAUAGAUAUUAUUCAGCACGUCAGCCAUUCUUCAGCAGUCAGAGACGCUAAGGGAUUUGGGAAGGGGUGUUGGCUGGCAGUACAUAGGAGAAUAUGAUUAAGAUGGAAAGUGCUUUGGGAAAAUGCAGUUGAGAAAUUUCUAACAGCUAGAUCCUUAUGGUGGAAAUUAUAGACACAUAGAAAAUUUUAAACCAAGUAGUAGAUAGAGUUAUUCUUGUUUUAUCUGAUUCUACCAGGACCAGACAAAACUAGCAUUCUGUUUAUUCUUACCUGUUUUAAUCCAUGCUGUUUUCUAGUGAAUUCCCUACAAAGGAGGUAAGAGUCAGCAUAGGACAGCAUAACAAAAUCUUCCUGCUUCCUAAGUCUCUUGUAAUAAAUCUGUCCAGCCUAUUGCUGAGGUGUCUUGCUGGCCACGGUGGUGAGCUGUCCAGUGAGAACUUGUGUGCUUGGUGGUGUGUGUGCAUUAGGGUGCAGAAGCUAGUGACGUACCAUGAGUACAAGGAGGCCGCAUCCACUUAUCAGCAGGCCUGGAGCGCACUCCGAAAGCAGGCAUUUGGAUCCUGGAUCAGAAACCCACCGGAUU